AGACAAUUCCAGCUGACACCACUCGUAACCAGAAUCGCCGCAAGCCAAUCUGUCUCCGCCAGGCGCCAAGCCAACCCUCACCACCACCCGUCCACCGUGCAUCACCGCCCACAGCCUUUAUUCGCCACCGCAGCACCCCCUGCUCGGCCGCCCGCCCCCGAGUUCCCACUCGGCCACUUCCCACAUCUCUCUCUCUCUGGCUCUCUGCUCGCCACGCGCCGUACCAGCGCCGCGCGCCACAUGGCUCCCUCGUUCACUAGCCUCCUCUCGGCCGCGAACUCCGCCGCCGCCGCGACCGCCUCGCGGCUCCCCUCGGCCGCCGCCGGACGGGCAUCCACUUUUGUGCGCUUCCCGCAUCACCCGACGGGCUGGGCUGGGGCCUCCGUCGCGGCGCCGCGUACGGCGCGCAAGCGGGCACCCGGCGUCGCCUACGCCACCGCAGCUACCGAGAAGAGCAUCUACGACUACACCGUUAAGGACAUUGAUGGAAAAGAUGUUCCUCUUAAAAAGUUCAAGAAUAAGGUGUUGCUGAUUGUUAACGUUGCUUCUCAAUGUGGGUUGACAACAGCAAAUUACACUGAACUAUCUCAUAUCUAUGAGAAGUACAAGACUCAAGGGUUUGAGAUCCUUGCAUUUCCUUGCAAUCAAUUUGGUGCACAAGAACCUGGAUCAAAUACUCAGAUUAAGCAGUUUGCAUGUACAAGAUUCAAAGCUGAAUUUCCGAUUUUUGACAAGGUUGAUGUCAAUGGACCUAAUACAGCUCCCAUCUAUAAAUUUCUGAAGUCCAGUGCAGGAGGAUUUUUGGGUGAUCUCGUGAAAUGGAAUUUUGAGAAGUUCUUAGUGGAUAAGAAUGGCAAAGUCAUUGAGAGAUAUCCACCAACAACUUCACCUUUCCAGAUUGAGAAGGACAUCCAGAAACUGCUCGCGGCAUAAGUACUUCCAAGUCUUUCAGCCAGCAGGAGACUCUGAGUUUGUGUGGAGGUCCUCCCGAAGACUUUAAUCUCUUGAUUUGAGAAAGGAAACUCAAGCUUGAUCUAGGUGAUCGCUUGAGAGAGGGAAAGAGUUGAAAGAGACACAUCCUAAGUGGACUCCUUAAUAGAGAGGUAGGUUUCCUUUAGAAACCAAACUCUGGUAAAUAAAUCAUUUGUAUCUUGUGUUGCCUUUCCUUGUGAUUUAUUUCUCCCUUCCCUCUUCUAAGUUUGCUUGCUCGUGUUUGAUUGAAAAUCAUUUGUGUUGCUACUGAAGUAAUUCUGUAACCAUUAAGAGCAACACUAGCAAGAAGAACACCUCUCCCUCACUCC
Zea mays is the source of this 1301-nucleotide messenger RNA. RefSeq names its product Glutathione peroxidase. The record is from RefSeq and is a predicted model, not a curated record. The transcript is spliced from 7 exons. Bases 241 to 933 code for a protein of 230 amino acids. Lineage: Eukaryota; Viridiplantae; Streptophyta; Magnoliopsida; Poales; Poaceae. Gene Ontology annotation, biological process: response to oxidative stress. Gene Ontology annotation, molecular function: peroxidase activity.